This is a messenger RNA of Drosophila miranda, 1832 nucleotides long. RefSeq lists its product as uncharacterized. The transcript is spliced from 2 exons. The record is from RefSeq and is a predicted model, not a curated record. NCBI's taxonomy places the organism in Eukaryota, Metazoa, Arthropoda, Insecta, Diptera, Drosophilidae. Bases 90 to 674 code for a protein of 194 amino acids.
GUCAGAAUUUUUAACUCAACAUAUUCGGUUUCUCAUCAAGAAAAUAUACAAAUUAACAGUUUUCCCCUCUAAAUUCUAAAAAUAGUAAAAUGAUUAUUGGAGAACUAUUUGCAAAUCUGUUGCUUAUCGCAGCUUGUAUUUACACAAUGCGCAACCUUUCUAGCGCAGAGCAUCCUUAUGGAUAUGUUGUGGCUGGAUUUUGCUUGGUCGAAGGCAUAGCGGGCCUGCUGCGUGCGUUGCCAGUUGCGGAUGUUGACGAAGGCGGAUUCGCAUUUGUCAUUUCGUCCACCAUUUUGGAGGUCAUGCCGUUGCCCAUGGCUAACAUCGAGUUUUAUCUAAAAUCGGAUCUCUCAGGAGUGGCUAUGCUCCAUUUGUUGACCAUUAUACCACUAAUCUAUGAUGUGGUGGACAAGAUUCUCGACGAUUCAGACCCUGGCUUAACGGAAUGGCUUAAAGAUCUUGCACUAUUGGGGAACAUCGGUUCAAUGGCGUACUUGGCUAACAAUGACGACAACAACCCCGUGUACUUCGGAGUGGUUGGCAUAUCGUUCUUCGGAAGAUAUGCCGCUGACCAUAUUUGUUUUCUAAAGGAUUUUGGUUGUAAUCUGGCUAUAAUGACCAACGCUGGGACCAUGUUUCUAAUGACCUACGCACUCACUGCGCCCCCAAAAUGAAACACAUUUUGAGCAGAUUUAAAUAAAUCGGUCUUAAAACUUUAAAAAAGCAGAAUUCACCACAUACUCGUACCAGCAAAAUUUUAAAGGUCAAGUCGUUAGCAUGACCGGCUGACAUGGAUUGUUAUGAAGAAAAAACUAGAACCUUUUUGCUGUACCGUUUAUAAGCCAACUACAGUUAACGUUUUUUCGAUGGCAAAACUUUAGCAAAAAGAAAACUGAAUAGAUUUUUCGCAUGUCGUGGGAAGACGAAGCGAAGCGUCUGAGUCCCAUAAAUCAUACGCCGCCCAUCAUCAGUCAACGAGACAAUGGACGUGUCCUCCGAAAAUGUGGGCAAGUGGAACAACGCCCGAUCCAGUGCCGGGAUGCGAUGGAUGAGCGAAAUGUAAGGAGAGGAGGGAUACGAUUCUCCUGGUAGCUACUGGUCCCUCUGCAGCUGUCUGUCAUCGUCACGAGCAACAAGGUUAAAUACUCCGGAUGCCUCUAGGAGUCCGCUCCUCUUGUGAGUGUCAACGUCUUGUCCCCGGAAUGUCAGUGUGACGAUGUCAAAGGAAAUUAAUUAAAGACCCUCGUAUUGUGUAAAUGAGGGACGAAGAAGGAACUCGAGGUAACCAUACAAUGGGGGAGUCAUAUCUCGUUAGGGUGUGCAAAUCGCCUUUAGGCCCCAUGCUCGGAUCGGGUUAAAUAUCCAGUCGAAGACUAAUUUUCGGUUAAUUGAAUUUAAUUUAACCGUAAUUGAGCUCGUGAAUCUCCUGUGCAACAAAAGCAAUUAUCGAUUUGCCUGAACGCAGCUCUAUUCAUAGCUCAGAGGCGUUGAAACGCUUUCAUAAAGUUGAGCGAUACCCGAAACCGAAACAAUUUGCAGGCUCGGAAACCACAUUAGGUGUGAGAACCCUUGGGGCCCUGCAGAGAUCCUUCGCAUUUCCCUUCAUUGCUUCUCGUUCUCGAAAUCUUUUUAUUUCCGCUGACUUUCAAGGGCGGAACAAAUUAAUUGAACAUGACCGGACCAAGAGUUUCCACUGAAAAGAUAAAUUAAGCAAAGUGCCUGGUCGGGAAUUAGGCAAGCGGAUUGGAAGGCAAAUCCUCCCGAAAGCCCUCUCGCCUAAUUAAAACGGGGCUGCCAAGAAAAACGGCCCAGGCUUGAACUCUGGCCAUUAU